UACCCCAUCUUCCAAUAAUCCAAUCCAAUACAUCCCAAUAUCAAAUGUAUAUAUUACCAAAUAAUAUAUAUAUAUAAAAGCGAAUUUUGAUUUAUCUUUUUAAUUAUUAAGGUAGUACAGUAUUAUACUAAUCAAAGACAAUACCUUCAAUGGCUAUGGAGGUGGGAGGCAUAGAAGAACUCCCUCUCUCUUACCCGCAUCCUCCACCACAUUCUACUCCACCUCCUACACCGACAUGGCGGUACGAGGUCUUUCUCAGCUUUAGAGGUCAGGACACCCGCUACAACUUCACUGACCAUCUAUACGCAGGUCUAGUUGAGAGGCGCAUUAAGGCAUACAGAGAUGACAAAAACCUAGAAAAAGGAUGUUGCAUCACCAAAACACUUCUUCGAGCAAUCGAAAGAUCUAGAACAUCGAUCAUCGUCUUCUCCAAGAAUUAUGCUGCAUCAAAAUGGUGCUUGGAUGAGCUUGUAAAGAUUGUUAAGUGUAACAAGCUUCUGGGACACAUGAUUUUUCCAGUUUUCUAUGAUGUAAGACCAUACCAUGUCGCUGAACAAACUGGUCCUUACAAGAAAAUCUUUAGAGAUCAUGACAAGAAUUUCAAGAAGCGAAGAGUUGAUAAGUGGAGAAAUGCUCUUAAAACAGUUUGUGGUAUAAGUGGAUGGGACAAGCCAAAUGAUAUGUCCGAGUCAAAGCUCAUUAGAGUAAUUGGAAAAAAGAUACUAUAUAAACUGAAAAAGGCUGGCCCAAGUGUUGACAAGCAACUACACCAAUUGAAGUCUAAAUUAGAGGAAAUGAAACUCAAGUUUUAUGAAGAAUGCGAAGAAAUUGGCACUAUAAAAUUUUGCAGUCUGCAAUGGGAUAGAAAGAUAUGGGAUAGUACAAGAGAAAGCAAUCUCAGAAGGAAAAAAUUGCAAAACAAUAAACAAGUACAUGUAAUUGUUCAUGAAGUGGAUAAACUAGAGCAAUUGGUAUUUUUUGCUAGAAAGCAAGAUUGGUUUGGUCCUGGAAGUAGAAUAAUCAUAUCGGUUGGCAAUCUGAAUGAAAAUAUGAUGAAUGUGCUUCACAUAAAUAUCGACGGACAAACAAACAGGGAUAAGAAAUUAUUUUUGGACAUUAUAUGUUUCUUCGAGGAGAUGAAUGAUGAUAAUGUAAUGAGAAUUAGGAAAUUACUACUUGAUUGUGGUUUCCUAGGAAAAGUUGGAAUGAAGGUUCUUAUAGAUGAAUUUACCAUAACUAUUUCUGAUACUGACAAUUUGUUGCUGCGUGAGCAUAGAAGACUCAACGUUUUGGAAAUAGAUUAUGGAGUUCUCCCUCUAAAGGCCAAUCCGACUAAAGUUCCUCAAAUAGAAGUGCAAGACUCUGAAAAAUCCUCCAAGCCAGAUAUUAAUCCACAGAAAGAAAACUUUUCCCAAAAGAAAAUAGAAAAGGAACCAACACCACCUGGAAGGGAAAUUGGAUUGGCUCCUGAUAAGAAUCUUCAAUCCAUUGAGAGAAGGCAAGAGAUAUUGGUACCAAAUCGGUUUGUUAAGACUGAAAAAGUUGAAGAAGAAGUAGAAGCAACUCCUCUGCCCAGUGGCACUUUGUCUUUGCAAGAACAGAAAGAAGCAUUAAGAGAAUACUUCAACAUGUCAUUAGAAUCCAUUCAUCAAGCUAAUGCCUUUGAUGUCAUUGAAAAAGUUGCGAGUAACCUUAUGCAUAAUGUUCCAAAUUUAUCUGCGAAGGCAAGUCUAGAAAAUGUUAUUUCUCGUUUAGUAGAGUUCAAAGAGAUUGUUCCUGUGGCUAAGACUGAAGCAGAAACAACUCAAGCCCAAAGAACAUCUCUUUUGGAGAAGUCUAGAAUGUUGAAUUCAAGUCUAGUUCAAAAACAAGAAGAGAUAAAUUCUUUAAAGGAUAAGGUUUGCAGUCUUUCAGAACAAGUGGAGAAACUAGAAAUUGAAAUUCAGCAGUUGAAUGACAAGAAAGAGCAGCUUCAAGAGGAUAAGAAGUCUGCUGAACAUGAAUUGGAAAACACUAGUAAAAUGGUAUCCGAGAAUUUGAAAACACAAGAGAAGAUGGAGGAAGAUGUCAAGAAAGCAAAUUCUGAUUGGUAUAAAUCAAAAGAAAAACUAGCUUUGGCUAAUGCAAGCUGGAAACUCUUCAAAGAAUGUGUCGAGUUAUAACUGUCUGCAUCAAAUUAAGCACAUUCUGUUGAACUGUCUAAUCCCUCUUGUUAUAGAUCAUUUACAUAUUUGGUGUAGUCAUUUUCUUUUAUUUGCUAAGCUUAAGGCUUGUUGUCUACUUGUUUUUCAUUCAAUGUUUUGAUCUUGCUAAUAUAGUACAUUCCGUACAUGAAAAGCCAGAGGAAGCUUCUGAUAAAUUGAAUCAUGACUAGUUGCUCCUUGUUAUGUACUUGUUUUUAUCAAAGAGAAAGCCAUAAUUCCUUGUUUUUAUGCAA
This is a messenger RNA of Jatropha curcas, 2437 nucleotides long. NCBI's taxonomy places the organism in Eukaryota, Viridiplantae, Streptophyta, Magnoliopsida, Malpighiales, Euphorbiaceae. The record is from RefSeq and is a predicted model, not a curated record.